Molecule: messenger RNA, 3581 nt
Organism: Vicia villosa (hairy vetch)
Lineage: Eukaryota; Viridiplantae; Streptophyta; Magnoliopsida; Fabales; Fabaceae
Exons: 6
Coding region: 290-3478 (1062 amino acids)
Molecular function (GO): zinc ion binding
Source: RefSeq, a predicted model, not a curated record
GGUCCUUUCUGUUAAGUUUUAUGAUUUUCUGUUAGUUUUAGCCUUGUUGGCAGUCCAGCUGGGCAUCAAUAGCUGACAUGGAUUUAUGAUUAAAAAAUGAAGGAACAUUUCUGACGUUCCAUAUUUCUUUCUCAUCUAUCAUAUUCACUUUAAGUUUUCUCCCAUAACCCCCUUUCGUUCACUAGGGUUCGUGAAUGAUUCAUCUUCAUACAUAGUUCAUUCCCAGCUUCAUCUUCGUGCAGUAAGGGUUUGUGGAACAAGAAGACAUUCUACAAUCUGAGAUAAGGUAAUGGAUACUCGUUUUGAAUGCAUUGUUCAUCACGGGGGUUUUUUUUCUGAGUUCACGAAAUUAGGGUACGAUGGGUUAGAGGAAAUCUGGCAAGUGGAUCCUGACUUUUGGAGUUAUUUCGAAGUACUAGACGCGUUAAAUGAGUUAGGUUAUCCAGACAUAGAUAGUCUCUGGUAUCAUGAUGAAAUGGAGAGUAAUAGCAUUGUUGAGUUGACAGAUGACAUAGGAACUAGGAGGAUGCAUGUAAUAGCUGAGUUGACUGGGGAAGUCCAUUUAUAUGUUUUGCAUCCUGUGCAAGAACCAGAUAUUAUUGAGGGUAUUGGUGGAGUUGAAACUAAUGUAACAAACACAAUGGAUACAGGAGAGAUAAAUGCUGAUAGUUUAGGAGACAUGGAGAAUGUAGUGGGGACCACUGAAGAUUCACUUAAUAUAGAAGCUGAAGUUGAAGGUACAAACACAGAUAUGGAAUAUGGAGACAAGGGGACCACAGAUGUGGAACAAGUUGGUGGGACCAUGGAAUCAGGACAUAGUGAUAUUGCCAAAGAAGCAGUAGCAGUUGAGGGACUAAACUGUAACAUGGAAAAUACUGAGGGACUAAACUGUGAUCUGAACUUAGAGAAGGAAGUUGAAUCUGAACUGAUUUUUGAAGAAGAGUUACCAGGUGGUGAUGUUGAGGGGACCAAAGAUACUGAUGGACUGACUUGUGACAAAGAUGUUGAACUUGAUCUAAACUUUGAGAAGGAGGUUGAAUCUGAACUGAACUUUGAAGAGGAGUUACAAGGUGGUGAUGUUGAGGGGACCAAAGAUACUGAUGGAUUGAAAAGUGGUAGUGAAGAUAGUGCAGUAGGAAUUAACUUUGAAGAUUCUGAUAAUGAUGUGGUGAUGACUGAAGCAGUGGCAGUUGAUGAUGCUGAAAUAUCUGAGGAUGGGACAAAAAAAGGUAAGGGAAAAGGGAAGAGUAAAGGAAAAGUUAAAGCUAAGAGGAAGGGGAAGGGGAAGGGGAAGGGGAAGGUAAAAGGGAAGGGGAAGGGGAAGGGGAAGGGGAAAGUAAAAGGGAAGGGGAAGAUUGGAAGACCUAGUAAGAAGAAAGUUAGUGAGAGUGCCACAUCUGGGGAAAAAAGCCUUUUAGUUGAUGAUGAUGAGGUAGAUGAAGAAGAAAUACCUGUAAAUUUGAAGGGUUUGAGUGAUGUUGAGACUGACAACAGUGAAGUAGGAUUUGAUGAAUAUUUUAGUGAGGAUGAUUGUGUGACAAAGACUCUAUUUCAAACCUUCAAAAUGCCUAAAACUAUGGAGGAUUAUAAGUGGGAGUUAGGAACAUACUUUGCAACUAACCAAGACUUCAAGGAUGCCAUAAGGUCAUAUGCCAUACACAAUGGUAGGGACAUGAAGUUCAAGAAAAAUGAUAAAAAAAGGAUGAGAGUGAUAUGUAAAAAAGGGUGUCCAUGGGAGGCAUAUUGUGCCAAAAUUCAGGAUGAGGAAACAUGGCAGCUUAGGAAGAUUGUUGACAAACAUACUUGUAGUAGGGAUUUCAAAGUAAAUUUGUUAAACUCAAAAUGGCUGAGUAGUAAGAUACAGAAAAAUGUUAGAGAGAAUCCUAAUUUAAGGCUAGCUGACAUUAUGGAAAAAACUCAACAGAAAUGGAAUGUGGGAAUCAAUAGAACUCUUGCAUACAGGGCCAAGACAAAGGCAAUUGACAUUGUUGAUGGCUCAUUUAGAGAACAAUAUAAAAGGAUACAUGACUAUGCACAUGAACUUCUAAGGGCCAAUCCUGGUUCAACAGUCAAAGUAACCAGUCAACCUUUCCAAGGUGAAGAAGAAAGCAUUGAGAAUCCUCAAAUUCAACUGAGUCCCCAUUUUCAGAGAAUGUACAUUUGUUUUAAGGCAUGCAAGGACAGCUUCUUUAAGUGCAGGCCUAUAAUAGGAUUGGAUGGGUGCUUCUUGAAGGGUUAUUAUGGUGGACAGAUUCUUGCUGCAAUUGGGAGGGAUCCCAAUGAUCAGAUGAUGCCUAUUGCUUAUGCUGUAGUGGAGGAAGAAACCAAAGAUUCAUGGAGUUGGUUCCUUGAGUUGCUGAUAGCUGAUCUUGGUGGGGAAAGGAUUUGCAAAACUUACACUUUCAUAAGUGAUCAACAAAAGGGACUAUUACCAGCCCUAGAAGAACUAUUGCCUCAAGUGGAUCAGAGGUUCUGUGUCAGGCAUUUGUAUAGCAAUUUUAGAAAGAAAUUCCCCGGUGCCAAACUCAAGGAAUUGAUGUGGAAAGCUGCUACAGCUAGUUAUACUAAUGCAUUUGAAAGGGCUAUGCUGGAGAUGAAGGGUGUCAAUGAGAAUGCCUUCAAGCAUUUGAUAAAGCUGCCAGCUAGAUAUUGGAGCAAGGCAUUCUUCAAGCCAUAUCCUCUUUGUGAUGCCUUGGUAAACAACAUGUCAGAGGCUUUCAACUCUGUGUUUGUGACUUCUAGGGCCAAACCUAUAAUUACCAUGCUUGAAGAAAUCAGAGUAUAUCUCAUGCAAAGGUGGGAGUCAAAUAGAGAGAAAAUUGCCAAGUUUGAAGGAGAUAUUUUGCCCAAUAUCAAGAAAAAAAUUACAAAGGAAUCUGGAAGAACAAACUAUUGGAUUGUGAGGCGUGCAGGUGAGUUUGACUAUGAAGUGAGGCACAUCUCAAACAAUGGAGAAAAGUAUGUGGUGAAUUUGUCCACCAAGCUGUGUUCUUGCAGGUUAUGGAUGCUAACAGGUUUACCUUGUUGUCAUGCCAUGAGUUGUAUGAAAUCACAACAACUUGAUAUUGAAGAUUUUGUGCCUGACUGUUACAAAAAAUCUACUUAUGAGGCAUGUUAUGCAAGUGUUAUUUUUCCUGUCAAUGGAGAAAAUCUGUGGGAGAAGAAGGACUAUGCUGAAUUGCAACCACCACCUAUCAAGAGGCAGCCAGGAAGGCCAAAGAAGAAGAGAACUAGAGACCCAUCUGAAAACAUAAGGAAUGAGACUCAACUCAAAAGAGCAAACUUUGGCAUUAAGUGCAGUAGGUGCCACAUGAUGGGGCACAACAAAUCAACAUGCAAACUGCCACCACCAAGCCAGUCUGCUCAACCUGAAACUACUCAGCCUGAGCCAAUUCAGCAUGGACCUAGCCAGCCUGAAGCUACUCAACCUGAAGCUACUCAGCAAGAUUCAACCCAGUCUGAAGCAAUUCUGAAUUAGGCUUUUAUGCCCUUAUGUAUUUUGUGUAUUAUCUAGGCUGAACAAAAACCUAGGCUCCAUGUCAUUUUGUAUGUUUCUGUCAUCGAGCAAGUACUUAGGCUUU